Messenger RNA from Oncorhynchus gorbuscha (pink salmon), 706 nucleotides. RefSeq names its product ATPase inhibitor B, mitochondrial-like. The transcript is spliced from 3 exons. The record is from RefSeq and is a predicted model, not a curated record. Bases 235 to 558 code for a protein of 107 amino acids. Lineage: Eukaryota; Metazoa; Chordata; Actinopteri; Salmoniformes; Salmonidae. Gene Ontology annotation, cellular component: mitochondrion. Gene Ontology annotation, molecular function: ATPase inhibitor activity. Gene Ontology annotation, biological process: negative regulation of ATP-dependent activity.
UGACAUUUUGAUUGUUUAAGACUGAUAGCCAUGUAUUAAAACGUGUUUAAUGAAAGAAAUCCACACCUUUUUACGGAUGGUACUAUUGAGCUGGAUCUAACUGAUCCUUAAUCGAAAAAGAAUAAAGACUCAGCUCAUCCGUUUCCACACCCAUUUUAGACAAUGGUGAGGACCUGUUUGGUUUAUUUUGGUAGACAAGGGCAAAUGGUCAAAUUAUAGUUGUUUUGGUGCGAAAUGGCAAGGUUUUUGAGACCCGACGUUAGGAGUCUACUCACCACACAGCUAAGGAUGACAUCUAACCAGCUGGGUGAGUUGGGCAAAGGUGCAGGGAAAGGAGGGGGUGGCGGAGGAUCUGUCAGAGAGGCAGGAGGAGCCCUUGGAAAGAAACAGGCUGCAGAGGAGGAAAUGUACUUCAGACGUAAAGAGCAGGAACAGUUGGCUGCACUGAAGCAGCACCACCAAGAGGAGAUUGAUCACCAUAAGAAGGAGAUUUCGAGGCUGCAGAGCGAGAUUGACCGUCACAAGGGGAAAAUUAGAAAGCUGAAUCAUGAUGAUUGAGACUCACUCUAUUUGAAUGAAGCUCAGGGAUUCUUUAUUGCCAACCCCUAGAUAUUGCCUGCAUUGCCUCUCUGGGCCAGCUCUGUGUAUGUGUGAUUAAUUGUUCUGUAUAUGCUAAAGGUUAUUAAAACAAUUAUUUGAAAUGUUA